AACUCAACAACCGGCGGAGAGACGUGAGAGAAAUAUAUAGGAUAGAAGGAAAUGUGGAAAAGAUGGAGUAUUGGAGGACAGGGGAUGAAACAGAAAGUGGUGAAACAAGGAAGACGAGAGUACUCGUCUAAAACCAAAGAUUUUCCAACACUGAAAGGUCACCCUGCUGCUCAAAUUCAAGCUGAGGAAACAGUGGAAUCUCAAAGGAGAAUACAACACUCCACCGAAGCUCGACUUCCGGCUCAAUCUCUCAAGAAAGAAUUCCAAAUUUACCGUUGGAACCCCGACUUGCCCAACCAGAAACCCUUUCUCCGCUCCUAUUUCGUCGACCUAUCUUCAUGUGGCCCCAUGGUUUUGGAUGCAUUACAAAAGAUAAAAGCAGAGGAAGACUCAAGUUUAAGCUACAGAAGAUCAUGCAGGGAAGGAAUUUGUGGUUCAUGUUCAAUGAAUAUAGAUGGCCUUAAUACUGUGGCUUGCCUUAAACCCAUUGAUUCGGAUGCUUCAAAGCCUACCACUAUCACUCCCCUUCCGCACAUGUUCGUUAUCAAAGACCUCGUCGUCGAUCUUACCAAUUUCUAUAACCAAUACAAGUCAAUUGAGCCAUGGUUGAAGACGAAGAAGAGACCAGAAGAUGGGUUAGAGUAUAGGCAAUCGCCUCAAGACAGGAAGAAGCUUGAUGGGUUGUACGAGUGCAUAUUAUGUGCUUGUUGCACCACUUCAUGCCCUGCAUAUUGGUGGAAUCCAGAGAAGUUCUUGGGUCCGGCAGCUUUGAUAAAUGCAUAUCGAUGGAUGUCUGACAGUAGAGACGAUUAUACAGAAGAGAGGUUACAAUCUAUAACUGAUGAUCACGAUAAACUAUUUAGGUGCAGGGUUGUGAGGAAUUGUACUGCAGCAUGUCCUAAGAGCUUAGACCCCGCUUCUGCCAUUAACAAAAUGAAGACUAAACGUAUGCUUUCUCGGUUUGUGGAGAAGUAGUAUGAAAGAAUGUCCAUUAUCAUAGUUUGUAUUAAAUGUUUGUGCUUGUUUCUAACCACCUAUUUAUUUAGAUGUUUCAUGGUUGUUAGAGUAGUA
This is a messenger RNA of Beta vulgaris subsp. vulgaris (sugar beet), 1071 nucleotides long. Its product is annotated as succinate dehydrogenase [ubiquinone] iron-sulfur subunit 3, mitochondrial. Gene Ontology annotation, biological process: aerobic respiration; tricarboxylic acid cycle; respiratory electron transport chain. The transcript has 3 exons. Gene Ontology annotation, cellular component: mitochondrion. The record is from RefSeq and is a predicted model, not a curated record. Gene Ontology annotation, molecular function: 2 iron, 2 sulfur cluster binding; electron transfer activity. The coding region runs from base 52 to 975 and encodes 307 amino acids. NCBI's taxonomy places the organism in Eukaryota, Viridiplantae, Streptophyta, Magnoliopsida, Caryophyllales, Amaranthaceae.